This is a messenger RNA of Cuscuta campestris, 1707 nucleotides long. NCBI's taxonomy places the organism in Eukaryota, Viridiplantae, Streptophyta, Magnoliopsida, Solanales, Convolvulaceae. The record is from the annotation of a GenBank genome assembly.
AGACCCCGCGCUUUAAGCACGGCGGGCCCAUCCAGAUUUUUCCAAUAAAGGGAAGGAACAAAAAAAUCCCACGCCUCUGCCCCUUUGUCUGCCGUUGCAUGUGUUUCUGUUGGGAGAUCGCGCAAUUUCUUCUCCCACUCCGGGAAGAACCUCAGCGUUCAAGACGUUCUCUGCAAAAUCCACGCGAUUCUCGUUUCAUCUUCGCGAUCUUAGCUGUAGCCUGGUAGGAUUUUUGUUUCUAGCAGUAAUUGUAAUCCGGGAGUCAUGAAUUGAAGCUCGAUUCCGAGCACAUCUGUUGCCAAGGCUAGGGUUUUGCUCGCGUCAGAGAAGAAGAAGAAGAAGGAUGGAGAAAUACGAGCUGGUUAAGGAUAUAGGUUCUGGGAAUUUCGGCGUGGCGAGGCUCAUGAGGAACAAGGAGACCAAGGAGCUUGUGGCCAUGAAGUACAUAGAAAGAGGGCACAAGAUUGAUGAGAAUGUAGCAAGGGAGAUCAUAAAUCAUAGAUCACUGCGGCACCCGAACAUAAUUCGAUUCAAGGAGGUUGUAUUGACUCCUACUCAUCUUGCUAUUGUCAUGGAAUAUGCAGCGGGUGGAGAGCUCUUUGAACGGAUAUGCAAUGCUGGAAGAUUCAGUGAAGACGAGGCUAGGUACUUCUUCCAGCAGCUUAUUUCAGGAGUCAGCUACUGUCACUCUCUGCAAAUAUGCCAUAGAGAUCUAAAACUUGAGAAUACCUUACUAGAUGGAAGCCCAGCCCCACGCCUGAAGAUUUGUGAUUUUGGCUACUCAAAGUCUUCUCUUCUGCAUUCAAGGCCAAAAUCUACUGUUGGUACUCCAGCUUAUAUUGCUCCAGAAGUCUUAUCUCGCAGAGAAUAUGAUGGCAAGAUGGCUGAUGUGUGGUCAUGUGGGGUGACACUCUAUGUCAUGCUGGUUGGAGCUUACCCUUUUGAAGACCAGGAAGAUGCCAAGAACUUCAGGAAAACUAUUCAACGCAUAAUGGCUGUUCAAUACAAAAUUCCUGACUAUGUCCACAUAUCACAAGAUUGCAGGCACCUUCUCUCCCGAAUAUUUGUUCCAAUACCAUCAAGGAGGAUUACACUUAAAGAAAUAAAGUCCCAUCCUUGGUUUUUGAAGAAUCUUCCAAGGGAAUUGACAGAAGUGGCACAAGCAGUGUAUUACAGGAGAGAAAACCCGACCUUUUCACUCCAAAGCAUAGAGGAGAUAAUGAAAAUUGUUGAAGAAGCUAAGAGCCCUCCUCCAGCUUCCCGCUCCGUUGGGGGCUUUGGGUGGGGAGGUGAAGAAGAAGAAGAAGAGGAAGAAGAAGAAGAAGACAAGGAAGAAGAUCCUGAGGGCGAAGAGGAUGAAUAUGACAGGCAAGUGAAACAAGCACAUGAAAGUGGAGAAGUCCCUCCUGUAUCCUGAGAUGGACCCAAUUUCGUCUAUUCUCUUGUUGAAUUUUUAAGGCUUGCAGCUUAAUAAAUCUGUAUAUUUAUAUAUUAAUAUAUAUAUUUAUUUUACAAAAAGCCGGUGGAACCCGAGCCCCGGCCACCUCGGUGAGUUUAUAGUGUGAAAGUAUGAACUGUGGUUGCAUGAAUUUUUAAAUGUUGUAGUUAAUGUUGGUGGAGAAAGUUUGUGAUUUGAGUUUAAAGCUCUACAUUACUAUGCUUUUUCUUGAUUUUUUUCACUUUGAGUCAUAAAAGUGCUGUCUGGCA